Molecule: messenger RNA, 2163 nt
Organism: Alternaria hordeiaustralica
Lineage: Eukaryota; Fungi; Ascomycota; Dothideomycetes; Pleosporales; Pleosporaceae
Exons: 4
Coding region: 1-2163 (720 amino acids)
Biological process (GO): transmembrane transport
Cellular component (GO): membrane
Molecular function (GO): myo-inositol:proton symporter activity
Source: RefSeq, a predicted model, not a curated record
AUGAGCGAACAUCUCCAGGAAGCAGCAGCUAUUGGGGGAACAGUAGGAAAUCGAGCCCUAUCGGCAGAUCAACUGCCAUCAACAGGCGCAAGACAGACCAUAGAUAAUCCGUUCUUGACGUUCGAUGACACGAUUCCCGACCCCAAGACUCAACGGACCGAGCUCGAAGAUUAUGUCUGGGAAUUUGCUUUGUUAGCCGGUCUCAAAGACCGCUAUGAACUGCUUCAGUUCGGUGCUCGUCUUGCUCGAGACGAACACGAGGCUAUGGGAAGAUACGCAGAUGAGCUUACGGAGCCCGAGAAAAAGCUUUUGGAGAAGGAGAAGGAGAAAAGCACAGGGUUUUGGAAACAGUCCAAGUUUCUCCGCGCAACAAUCAUGACCGCAAGUCUGGCCGGGAUGAUCCAGGGAUGGACGCAAAGCGCCAAUAACGGCACUGCUCAUGGCAUGCCAGAAGACUUUGACCUCUGUGUUCACAGGGACGCCGAUUGUUCUUCAGCCAAUCUUUGGACAUUCGGAAUGCUGAAUGCCAUACCGCUCCUUUCCGCAGGCCUUUUUGGUACCCUGCUUGCAGAUCCACUACAGGAGAACUUUUUGGGGAGGCGAGUUCCCAUAUAUGCGGCUGAAAUAUCACCAGAGCAUAUACGAGGCGCUAUUCUGGCGAACUGGCAGCUUGCUGAUGCAGCUGGCAUCUUUCUCGGAUUUCUGGCAAACUUGCUGGUCGUUGUUUACGUGGAGCAAGCGAAGUCCGCGUGGCGCAUUCUCACGAACACUGUACUCAUCCCAACGGUACCUUUGUUGGUGAUGAUAUACUUAAUGCCGGAAUCGCCUCGGUAUCUGAUGAAACACGGGGAAUACUGCAAAGCACUCGAGGCCUUCGAACAAGUCCAGACCACGCGGCUGCUAGCGAGUCGCGAUUUCAUGUAUGCGCAUGCUCAGCUUGAUUUCGAAAGCCGACUCUUGAAGGGGAAGACAAACCAGCUUGGCAACCUGGCCGAUCGCAUAGACAUUAGCGCGCAAAGCUUGUCCAGGGAGCCAUCUUCGCUACCACCGAACCAUAUACAGUUAGGGAGGAUUGCUUCACAGAGUGCCGUAUCGCCAGGUCGAUCCACCCUAGAUCCUCAUGCCGAGAUAAGGAACUCAGGCGUAACAGUGGUACCGAGCAACAACCAGUACGAAAUCAGGCCGCAGCUCGAGCAGAACGAGGACAGCAACAUCAAGCUCGCGACUAUGAACAGGAGGUGGAGUGAUGUCACAAGCCUGAACUUCGAGGUUGGGGCCAGGCGAACGAAGAAGAGCAAUCCGUACUCUUACAACAUCGGUGUCAACGGUUACUACAAGCGUCUGAGGGAGUUAUGGUCCAACAAGCGGUGUCGACGAGCCUUAUUGUGCGCUUCCGUGUCCAUGAUCACCCAGACCCUGACAGGCGUUAAUACCAUCGCUUUCCUAGGCACGAUAAUUUGGCCCGACGCCGAGAGAACCAGUGGUCAAACAGCCGAGAGAAACAGUGAUCGAACAGCCGCGACAAUAGGUCUUGCCUUUGGAGCAGCAAAUUACGUGUUCGGGCUUCCAGCUUACUGGUCUUCGGAUCGAUUAGGACGCUCCGUCAUGCUUUUGCUCGGCCUGCCAAACAUGGCAUGGUCGAUUCUAGUCUUUGCCUUUCUCUUCAAGAUUCGCGAUCCGUCCGUUCAGAUCCCCAUGGUCAGCAUCUUCGCGAUCAUCUUCGUUGCCUUUUAUGCCCCGACAGCCGGUACGUCUCCGUUCUCGAUCGCAGCAGAGGUCUUUCCUCUCGUAUCGAGAGAGGCUGGUAUGGCCGUUUCCGUUGCGGUCAAUCUCCUCGGCGCAGGUGUAUUGGUCCUAGUCUUCCCAUUCCUGCAGGACAGCAUUCAGCCGACGGCUGCAUUCUCCAUCUUUGCAGGCCUGAAUAUGGUGGCAUUCGUACUGGUGUAUUUGUUCGUUCCGGAGACGAGAAUGCGGACCCUGGAAGAGCUGCAGUAUACGUUCGAUUUGCCAACGGGAUGGCACGUCGCGUAUCGUGUGGGGUACAUCCGACAGCAUGUCUGGGCGAAUUGGUGGAAGUACUUGACUCGCAAGGAGGUUCAGCCACCGGUUCCGUUCUACGAAUGGGCGCGAGAGACGUAUAGAGAGAUGGAAGGUGCCAGCUGA